AUGUCGCAUUCGCAGGAGGAAUCAAAAUCAAGUGGUGAAAGGACUCCAAAUCAUCAUUCGGACCGAGCUACGAUGAAUUCAGGAAGCAAAUCCAAAGGCGCCUCGUCAGCAGGCAUCCAAAUCAGUGUUGCGAGGAGUGCGCCGUCAAAAGAGUCGACAAAGACAGGGCCAAAAAGAAAAUCAGUACGAUUCACUGAUAUUCAAAUCCGAGAUUACGAGAGAACUGUCGGAGAUAAUCCCAGUUGUAGUUCUGGACCGCCUAUCUGUAUCGGAUGGGCACAUGGACAGACACGGUUUGUAAACAUUGAUAGCUAUGAGCAUUCAAGAUCGGCUCGAAGGACACAGAGAAAGUUGGUACUGAAUCGACAAAACAGAGAAGCGCUUCUUGCAUAUUGGGCUGUUCCCGUCAAUGAAAUUGUGGAAGCGAUCCGAGGGAAUGUGAGAGUAAAAAAUCAACGGCGGCAGACGGUAACCAAUCUUGGAAAGGUUGAAAAGCUAGAAGAGGCAUUUGAGAGUGCCGCGCGAAAAUUGAAGAAGACUUUGUUGAAACGUAGAAAAGGAGGGAAACUAAAGGGAUACCCAGUUCAUUCACGUAUAGCUCCAACGCCUGCUAUGGGUGCCAUGAAACUACGCAAUGGAGAGCACUUGCGAGACUUUCAUGCAAUAUCUCCUGCGGAGAGAGCUACGGCCGGUCAGGAAACUAGCGAAGUUAAAGAUGGAACCGAAUAUUGGGGCGAAGAUGCUGAUCAGCAUGGUGCUGGAAAACCCCCUGAAAUUGUGUAUGAAAAUGACGACACCGGAUCAUCGCUGAGUGGGUUCACAAUUGGAAAUAGUACGACGGCAUCAAUCAUGGAAAUCGAAAGAUUCUAUCGCGAAUUGGAAAUGGAAAUGUUUGGAGAUCUUGACGAACCACCAUCGAUGGUUGGGCAGACGUUAGAAGUCCCCGGAGUUAACAUUCCUGAUGAUCAAAUGUACGGAGAGGAUACUAUGGAAGCUUCGGAUCGAAGUGACCUCAGUAUUGGAACUGCAGGGAAACAUCGUAACACUUCAGCUGACGAAGUAUUGAAAAACCAUAGAGGUGAAGGUCGAGUGUUUGCUCGUCAUGCAAGCGAAAUAACCAUGGACGAUGAUCUUGGACUUCAAGAAUCAUCGUCGGUUUCUAGACAAAGAAACCACGGGACGCGGAUUCCACAAUACUUUCAUGACAACUACGAAGAAUCGCCUCAUCCAGCCAUGUACGGGGAGACUUCGUACGAUGAUUAUUCUCGUUUGAGCCGGACAGUUGAAUCCCUGGAUUUGAACCAUUCUCCCAAUACGAGGAAUAUGGGUGGUACAAUUGAAAUGCCCAUACACUACCAAUAUCCAGCCCCUACCAUGCGGGCGCCCGAACAUUUUCAUAGAAAUCAGCACCGCCGAUCAUUGUCGGACAGGAGAGUGCAGUCAUUACGUGAUGGUCCUGAAAUACGAUACAUGCCACUCCAAGCACAUAUAUCUCCGUCGCAGUUCAUGGGAGAAGGUAUUCCUGGACAGUUCAGUCGAAAUGUGCACGAACCUGUGACGAUAUGUGAAGAUACGGAUGGAGAGGAUCAACUCCUCUUGUUUGGAGCUGGACAAUCAAAUCGUGGCCAACAAUAUUUCAAUCACUUUCCGCCGGAGCCGCAAUUCCAAGAUCUAAAUGGCCCUCCCCAGACCUACUAUAGAUAA
Messenger RNA from Cylindrotheca closterium, 1704 nucleotides. Lineage: Eukaryota; Bacillariophyta; Bacillariophyceae; Bacillariales; Bacillariaceae. The record is from the annotation of a GenBank genome assembly.